UCCCUGCGGCGGUGGCCCCGGGGCCAUGGGCGCCGUCUGGUCCGCCCUGCUGGUCGGAGGGGGUCUGGCCGGGGCGCUGGUCGUCUGGCUGCUACGGGGCGGGGACGACGCGGGGCGCGCGGAGAUGGAGCAGGACGCGCCCCCCGGGAAGGCUGCGGCGCCGGGAGGUGGCGACCCCCGGAGCCCGGGACCUUGCAAGGGGCAGCUGGACAGCAAGCCAGACCAUCUCCAAGGAGGCAGUGAGCGUUUGGACUCAGAGCCCCGAGGACCUAGCAAGGGAGGAGCAAGCCAACUGCAGAAUCCUUCUGGAAAGGACUGUGAGGGUUCGAGAGAGCGUGUUCCCUCGGGCUGGGUUCCAGACCCUGACUCACUGGCUCAUGAGGUGGGGAACGCUAGGAGUUCCCUGGACUCUUCACUAGGGGAACGGGGCUUCCACAAAGGACAAGACACAGUGAUGAAAGCAAGUCCUUGUUUCGUAGAGAAGUUGCCUGGUGUGGACAGAGCAAAUGCAGCCGGCCUGGCACGGCUGGACAGUCAGGACUCAGCCGACGCUGAGGACUGGGAAGUGGUGUCUCGGCACUCGUCCUGGGGAGAGAUUGGUCUGGGUGGCAGUCUUGAGGCUUUUGUGGUAACCCCGAACGAGGGAAUGGACUAUGGCAGCGACGUCCUCGUGGAAGCCAAGGAUCAGGCAGAGGUGGUGAAAACAGAAAGGGUAGUUGCUGUGUCCCCAGGGCCUGAGCGGGUUAGUGUCCGCUUCCAGACCCAUUAUAUCCCCAGCACUGACACGCAAGCCCUCGCAGUAACUGGAGACCACGAGAGUCUCGGGAAGUGGAACACGUAUGUCCCACUCCAGGCUAGCCAGGACGGCCUCUGGUCUCGAUCCGUGUCACUGCCCGCAGACACGGGGGUGGAGUGGAAGUUUGUGGUGGUGGAGAACGGGCGCGUUACCCGCUGGGAAGAAUGCAGCAACCGAUUCUUAGAGAGUGGCUUUGAGGAUAAAGUGGUUCACAAGUGGUGGGGGAUCCACUGAUUGGGGGGGUCUGCCAGGUAAGACGGGAGUGGGCUGGAGGGGCUGAGGCUGCCACUACAACUUGCCACUUCCGUUCCACUGUAUGGCGCUGAUGGAAAAUACAGGAAAUGUAACUGCAUGUGGAGGGAACAAGUGACUUCUGAUGUGUCCUGUGAGCGUGGGCUUCUCCCCUGCAGCACUGACGAUAGGUUAAUGAUGAUCCAUACUUUAGGGCUAGGUCCUUUUGGGGAGCAACCUAGCCAAGCUCCGGUGUGAACUGGUCGGGGAGCAUGGAAAGGAAACCCGCCAGCAGGACUGGCUUCAAGCUGGAGCUUCUGGGUGACCCUUACACCAGGCUUCAAACAAGCCUAUAUGAGAAAGGGCCGGUUUCCAAUGGGGGGCAGUGCGGAAGUGUCCUUUCCUUACUGCAUGCGCACUUAUGUGUAGGGAUAUUUCACACCAGUCGGAACUAGAAGGUCAUUAGAUAUGAUCAAGAAGUUGAGGUAGUGGGGCUGGAGUGAUAGCACAGCGGGUAGGGCAUUUGCCUUGCACGCGGGUGACCCGGGUUCAAUUCCUAGCAUCCCAUACGGACCCCCGAUCUCUGCCAGGAGUAAUCCUGAGUGCAGAGCCAGGAGUAACCCCUGUGCAUUGCCGAGUGUGACCAAAAAAAAGUUAAAAAAAAAUAAUUUGAGGUAGUAGCUUAAGGCCUCCUAAAGCUUCUUUCUUGCUUGAUUUUACCUGUCAAGUGUGGCUUAAAGGGAGCAAGGAUGUCAAGUGUGGCUUGAAAGUAGUAAGCGUGUCUUUGUUUUAAUGACUGGAGGCUGGUGAAGAAACAAGGAAUCAGAUCAAAAUCUGCCAUUGGGGCUGGAGCGAUAGCACAGCGGGUAGGGUGUUUGCCUUGCACGCGGCCAACCCAGGUUCGAUUCCCAGCAUCCCAUAUGGUCCCCUGAGCACUGCCAGGAGUAAUCCCUGUGCAUCUCCGGGUGUGACUCAAAAAGCAAAAAAAAAAAAAAAAAAAAGAAAAAAAAAAGAAAGAAAGAAAGAAAGAAAGAAAGAAAGAAAGAAAUCUGCCAUUGGGGCCAUUCCACGAGGACAGGGAGCAGGAAUGAAGGGAAGGUGUGAGCUGAGCAAGGGGGCUGGAGUGACCUUGAAGGGGGCUCGGAGGUGAAGCUAAAGCCUGGUCAUGGGGGGGUGGGGGCGACCUGUCAUUUACUCACUGGGCCUCUGUCCAGCUGGCUCUGCUCUCAUGCGCCCGUGCUGGGUGGACCGAAGACUAUCUCAGGGCUGUUAGCUGAGAGUCUCUCUCUUCUUUCCCACCACCUCCUUUUCUGGGAUAACAAAAUUAUGCUAACACAGUGAUAUCAGAAUAUAUCUUUGUAUGAAGAAGAAAAACACUGAAUAAUUGUUAUAUCUGAAAACCUAGUAAAUCCUGAAUUUUAACAUACUGACUGGAUGUCUGAAUUAUUUGUCUGCAUCAUGGGGCUGUAAUUGCUUAUAUGCAAAAUACGGAUUAUUUCUUCCAUUAAUAGCAGAGCCAGGAAACAGACACUGAGAGAGAGAAGUCUGUUUUUCCCCUUCAGAGCACAGCAGAGUAUGCCAACAUCUUCUUGGUCUUUGUUGCCUCUGUGGCGUUAUGCGUGCCUUUCUGGAAUUUUGUUUGUUUGUUUUUGUGCCAUAUUCAGCGAUGCUC
Molecule: messenger RNA, 2699 nt
Organism: Sorex fumeus (smoky shrew)
Lineage: Eukaryota; Metazoa; Chordata; Mammalia; Eulipotyphla; Soricidae
Gene: STBD1
Product: starch binding domain 1
Exons: 2
Coding region: 26-1030 (334 amino acids)
Cellular component (GO): membrane
Molecular function (GO): starch binding; glycogen binding
Source: RefSeq, a predicted model, not a curated record